AAGAAAGGGAAAUUACAGUUAAUUUUCUAAUAAAGCAGAAUUUUAUAUGAUUAUUUUUUUUACCUUACGCAUAAGAGAAGCUUAUGUGUUUUCAUAAUCUUAUUUCUUAUUUUUUUCCAGUAGUCAUUUUUUUUAAAAGGGAGAGUCUAAGAAACUAGAAUAGGUGAUAGAUCCCAUAUUAAUGUUUAAAGGGUUUUAAAAAAAAUAGCACCGAGAGCUUUAUUAAUUUGCAAGCUUUACAUUUCUGAUAUAUGUAUCCACAUGGAGCAUACAUACACAAGUAAAUAACUGUUUGUGGUUGGGUUAUUGAUACAAUAGUUAAUGCAUAGUCACAGCUAUUCUGAUUUUUUUAAAAGUGUAUUCUGUUAAAUUUCUAGGGCAUGUCUUGUGUUGCAUAUUAUUAAAUAAGCAAGCGAGUUGUUCGCGACAUGGAGGGGACAGUAUUCCUUGCUGCCCCUGGCGGAUUGAUUUACGCCUCAUUGACGCUUUAUCAGACACACAGAACAACUCCGACCAAUCACUUCGCUGGGAGCUCACAACACAGCAGCCCAGCUGUACUUUGUUGGCUCCGAAGUUGAGAAAGGCUGGUGUACAAAUCUAGUAACUGUCCUAUAUUUUCCCCCCUUCUAUGAAGCGUGGGUUGUAUGAUGUCUGAGAAUGUCCAUUUCUGGAGCUCUUAGCAAUUACUAUGUGGAUUCAAUCAUAAGUCACGAAAGCGAAGAUGCGACCUCAGCCAAAUUCUCCAGCGGACACUAUGCGAGUUCUAGACCCCCUGGACUUCCUGAGCAUAUAGAAUUUCCUUCGUGUAGCUUUCAGCCGAAACCUCCGGUUUUUAGCUCAUCUUGGAAUCCCUUUAAUCCGCAUUCGUCGACCGGCUUGUCUGCCGUCUACCAUCCAUACCUCCCAUCUCAGAAUGUCCCGUCUCCGGAUAGCAGGUACCUGCGGACUUGGCUCGAUGCAGUCCCAAGGACAGACCCUCUGCCCGGGCAGGGACAGGUCAAAGUAGAGCCGCUAUUUGGACACCUCGGAGAGACCCAGAAAAUCGGAGGACAGGAGUACAGUUUGGAGUCGUCCGCUGGAAGGGACGUUAAUUCCAAUCAAGGCCCCGGCUUCGAUGACAAUAAGGACAUUUGCGAGGCUAGCGAAGACAAAGACAAAGCAGAUCAAAGCGACCCUUCGGCGAACUGGCUGCACGCCCGCUCCUCUCGGAAGAAAAGGUGCCCUUAUUCCAAGUACCAGACCCUGGAACUGGAGAAGGAGUUUUUAUUCAACAUGUACCUCACCCGGGACCGGCGACACGAGGUGGCCAGGCAGCUGAACUUGACUGAAAGACAGGUCAAAAUCUGGUUCCAGAACCGGAGGAUGAAAAUGAAGAAAAUGAACAAGGAGCACCCGAAAGAGUAGGACGGGAAAAGACGGAACCCCCCGAUGGAUCGAUACAGCAGCUGUCUUUGUUUGAGACAGUUUAUUUUUUGUUACCCCUCCCCCAAAAUAUAAUGUAAUACAAAUGUGUCCUGCUUAGAUAUACAUAUUCCUGUAGUUUUCCUGUGAGAGAAAACAAAUAUAUAGCUUUAAGAUAUUCCUACAGAUUUUUAUUUUUUUUUUAGUAUAGAGGCAUUCCAUUGCUUUUGCAUUGUUUUAUUUUAGUAUUGUAAAAUGGCUGUCUCAAAUAAUGUUCGCUAGGUUUGCAUAUACAGCACAAUUAGACUAGCUAGGACAGUCACAUCUGAAGAAAGAACGGUUAGCCGUGUUAAAUAACACAUUAAAGAUAGUCUUUACUAUUAGUUACUUGUGUAGAAAAGGAAUCCGAUUAAAACGGCCUCGUUUGCACGCUUAGAGUCUUUGGCAA
Polyodon spathula (Mississippi paddlefish) is the source of this 1849-nucleotide messenger RNA. It is a transcript of the gene hoxb9a, whose product is annotated as homeobox B9a. Gene Ontology annotation, cellular component: nucleus. Gene Ontology annotation, molecular function: DNA-binding transcription factor activity, RNA polymerase II-specific; RNA polymerase II cis-regulatory region sequence-specific DNA binding. The record is from RefSeq and is a predicted model, not a curated record. The coding region runs from base 658 to 1404 and encodes 248 amino acids. NCBI's taxonomy places the organism in Eukaryota, Metazoa, Chordata, Actinopteri, Acipenseriformes, Polyodontidae. The transcript has 2 exons. Gene Ontology annotation, biological process: DNA-templated transcription; embryonic skeletal system morphogenesis; proximal/distal pattern formation.